Molecule: messenger RNA, 1545 nt
Organism: Impatiens glandulifera
Lineage: Eukaryota; Viridiplantae; Streptophyta; Magnoliopsida; Ericales; Balsaminaceae
Product: berberine bridge enzyme-like 18
Exons: 1
Coding region: 1-1545 (514 amino acids)
Molecular function (GO): oxidoreductase activity; FAD binding
Source: RefSeq, a predicted model, not a curated record
AUGAGGCCUUUAAUCAUUUUAUUCAUUUUGAUUUCAUUUUUAGGGAAUGUUUUUGCACAAAUUCCUCAAAAUUUUCUUGAUUGUCUCUAUCAUUCACCAAAUUCUUCGACUAUACUUUCUAAUAUUAUCUAUACGCCUACCGAUUCUUCGUAUUUAUCUGUCUUGAACUCUUCUAUACAAAACUUACGUUUUACAUCGCCCUCUACUUCGAAACCUCUUUUGAUCUUCACACCCUUGUACGAUUCACAAAUACAAGCUUUCAUUAAGUGUUCCAAAAUUCAUGGGAUACAAAUUAGGUUUAGGAGUGGUGGGCAUGACUAUGAAGGUCUCUCAUAUGUUUCACCUCUUCCUUUUGUACUUCUUGAUCUCGUUAACAUGCAUUCUAUUGAAGUUGACGUUGAAAAUAGCACUGCUUGGGUCCAAUCGGGUGCGACUGUUGGUCAACUUUUUUAUAGAAUAGCUGAGAAAAGUAAGACUCUAGCCUUUCCCGCUGGAUUUUGCCCCACAGUUGGUGUUGGUGGACAUUUUAGUGGUGGAGGAUACGGGAUGUUGUUGCGUAAAUAUGGUCUUGCGGCUGAUAAUGUCAUCGACGCUCGCAUAAUCGAUGCAAAUGGAAAUAUUCUGGAUAGAAAAACGAUGGGUGAAGAUUUGUUUUGGGCCAUAAGAGGAGGUGGCGGAAGUUUUGGUGUCAUUCUUGCAUGGAAAGUAAACCUAGUUAGGGUUCCAUCUACCAUCGUAGAUUUUUCCAUUCAAAAAACCUUAGAACAAAACGCUACAAAUCUUGUUCAUAGGUGGCAAUAUGUUGCGCACAAGUUUCCCAAAGAACUACUUGUUAGAAUAGUCAUCACUAGUGUAAAUUCGACGAUAAAUGUUUAUUUCAGUUCCACAUACCUUGGAGGAGUCGACGAACUUCUCCAUAUUAUGCAAGAAGGCUUCCCUGAGCUUGGGUUGACAAAAGAUGAUCUCACCGAGAAGAGUUGGAUUGAAUCCACCCUUACCAGUGACGACGAACCCCUCGAGAAUUUGCUAAACCGAUCUCAACCCAUCACACCAUAUUUCAAAGCAAAAUCUGAUUACAUUCAAGAGCCAAUUCCCAUAUCUGGAUUGGAAGGAAUUUGGAACAUACUCUUGGAGGAUGUAGCUAACAAUUCUUAUAUGAUUUUCACCCCAUAUGGUGGCAUAAUGGAUGAAAUAUCAGAAUCCACAAUUCCCUUCCCACAUAGGGCCGGGAACUUGUACAAGAUCCAAUACUUGGCUGAUUGGUACAAUGCAAGCGAAGUCUUGGCCACCAAUCGUAUAAGUUGGAUCCGAAGACUUUAUAGCUACAUGACACCCUAUGUUUCAAAGAAUCCGAGAGCUGCGUAUCUAAACUAUAGAGAUCUCGACAUCGGAGCAAACGAUGGAAGGAAUGCAAGCUAUGCACAAGCAAGUGUUUGGGGGAUGAAGUACUUCAAGAACAACUUUAAGAGGCUGGUGGAGAUUAAGAGGAGGGUUGACCCAUCAAACUUGUUUUGGAAUGAACAAAGUAUUCCAACUCUUCCUUAA